AUGUUCAAGACUUCUUCAGAAUCCCGUUUGGUUGGCGAAAGCUGUCGACGGAAUACAGAUUGUGUGUCUGGAGCCUAUUGUGAGACCGGUCGGUGUCGUUGUUUGGGUAACUAUGUGGAAAUGAAAGAUCACUGUUGGAGAAGUGGAGUAAAUCCGGAGGAAUCCGGUUGCACGUACGAUGUACAAUGUGAUGCCAUUUGGCCUGGAUCUUUCUGUCAAUACUCGAUUUGCAAAUGUCCAUUGGGUAAAAUGGUUGCUGCAACGAGAGAAGGAGCUGUCUGUCAUUCACCUGGUGAAUGCCCAACUGGGAGUGUCUCCUCAGCUCUCCUCAAUCGCAACUCGCUAUCGCUGGCAAAUUGCUAUUUCUUUGAUGGAGAGGAUCGACGAGCUGGGAAAUUUAUUGGAUGUGAUGAUUACCCUGAAGUUCAUGAAUGCAUUGAGGGACUUUGCUGCCCAACUAGAGCUCUCACUUGCAUUCAACCGGCCGAUCCGGGCGAUGGAGGAAAUGAGACAUCAAUUGUAACACCGAGAUGGUAUUAUGAUUCGAUCACUGGCAGUUGCCAGCAGUUCAAUUAUUCGGGACAAGGCGGAAAUUCCAACAAUUUUCUUACCAAGCAACAAUGUGAGAGCUAUUGUGAAGCAAGAUGUGCCCGAGGACAACCACAACUCGAUUUUACUGUUCAAGACUCGGAUCCCUUGGCUUCGUUGACACUUUUAUGUCAAAGAGAUUCGGAUUGUGAUGAGGAUAGGUUCUCUUGUCAAACGAGAAGUUCCACUAGCAGCUGUUGUCCAAAAGCCGAGUUCAUUUGCUCUGAACAUGGUGGUCUUCUCGGAGAACAGGUUGAUCUCACUUCAUCCGUUUCCACAACAAUUCCAUUCUCUGCGGGGGAAUGGUACUGGGAUGACAAUGAACGGCGCUGUAGAACGUUCCAAUAUCUCGGACAGGGUGGAAACUUUAACAAUUUCCUCUCGGAACAACAUUGCCUGGGUUACUGUACAAAAGCUUUGUGUCCAUAUGGGACUCCUCUCCGAAUUUCAUCGGGUUCUCUCAUUGAAUGCUCGGUUUCUUCACAAUGCCCGAGAAGUCAUCAAUGUGUUUCCGGGGCUUGUUGUCCUACAUCUGCCACAAUCUGUAAUCAGCCAUUAUCUGAAGGAGUCAACUGUCUAUCCGAAGAAGUACCGAGAUUCUGGUUUGACUCAUCGACUGGCUCCUGUCAACAGUUUUCUUAUCGUGGCUGUCAAGGAAAUGCAAACAAUUUCCACACCCAUCGUGAAUGUCAAACAUUUUGCAGUCAAAUUGAAGAGGAGCCAAAGUGCGUGGUUGGAGAAGCGUUGCGUUUGGAGAGUGGUCGAUUCUGGAAAUGCGGAGUGAGAGGGGUGACUUGCCCGAAUCAGUACGAGUGUCUCUUUGAUGGAAAUCAACACGGAUGCUGUCCGACACAAGCAUAUACAUGCAGUCAAAUGCCGGACGAGGGACGCUCAUGUUCGCCUGGGAUCUCGAUUCGAUGGUUCUACGACAACAAACACGCUCAAUGCCGGUCAUUUUCUUACCGAGGAUGUGACGGAAAUUCGAACAACUUUGCUUCACAAAAAGAUUGUGAAGAUUAUUGUGUCCAAAAGCUGAAAUGCCCUCCACCCUACACAAAUCCCUUCGAAGCUCCACAGUUUUGCAGCCCACAAUACAAAUCGUGUCAAGAAGAGCACGAAUGUGUUUCGGUUACUUCAUCAAAUCAUGUCUGUUGUGCUCCACAAUGUCUAAUUAUUUUAGAAAAAGGAUUGGUGAGUAAAAGGGUAAUGGCCUCAAGUGGUGAACCGCGUCGCUGUGAUUCAAAAUUGCCAUGUGAUCGAGGAUCAAUGUGCCGAUUCUCUGAAGUUCUCUGGCUUGAUAUCUGUUGCCGACCGAGCGAAGAAAGGAUCGUCAGUGAAGAAAAUUCUGAAGAAUCGAUGAGCGCUCGAAGAGCAUCGAAUCCAUUUGAAGAGCUUGAUCCACAAAUCGAAUUUCAAAGCGAUCAGGAAAGCCGGAGACAAGAAAGACCGAAACUGGCUUUAAAGGGUUCAACGAACAGAAGAGGAAAUAAGCAGCCAACAAAAUGCAAAUUGAGCUAUUCAAAUGGGGAAACGAUAUCGGAUGAAUGCAAGAAAGUUGUAUUCCCCGGUGAAGACGGAUGUGAUGAUGGUCACCCUUGUACAGGACAAUCUCGAUGUGUUCAAGGGAAAUGCUUCUGUCAUCCACGAGCCGUUCUUUUCAACAAAAUGUGUUAUUGGAAAUGCCCACUUUCUUAUCGAAAUGCUUCAGGAAUCUGUGUU
Molecule: messenger RNA, 2307 nt
Organism: Mesorhabditis belari
Lineage: Eukaryota; Metazoa; Nematoda; Chromadorea; Rhabditida; Rhabditidae
Source: the annotation of a GenBank genome assembly